Molecule: messenger RNA, 1679 nt
Organism: Drosophila santomea
Lineage: Eukaryota; Metazoa; Arthropoda; Insecta; Diptera; Drosophilidae
Gene: l(2)37Bb
Product: FAD-dependent oxidoreductase domain-containing protein 1
Exons: 2
Coding region: 87-1634 (515 amino acids)
Cellular component (GO): cytoplasm
Molecular function (GO): oxidoreductase activity
Source: RefSeq, a predicted model, not a curated record
CGAUAACAUCGCACGUUAUCACUAUUACAAAAUAACACCUUUACCAUAAUAUGCGGAAAAUGAAUUAAAAUAUAAUAUAAACUAAAAUGUUGCGGUACAGACAAGUUGUGCGUCUUCUUCAGCACCGUAACUACUCGACCGGAGCAGCAAGCAAUGGAUGUGGAUCUUUCAGGGGCGACAAAUCCGACGAUGAUCUGCAUCCGAUACGGCGAACACUCCGUUUGCUUGGCAACGAUAUGCGCAAAGUUAAGGAGUUUUUUGUGCCCAAGGAAACGGAGACCGACAAGGAUCCCAUUCCGACACAAAGCAAGUUCCAUUUUAGCGGGGAGCGAGGCAAGAGCAAGGAUCCUACUGUGCCUGAUGACUUCCAGACCCAUUGCGAUGUGCUCAUCAUUGGUGGCGGGGCAGUGGGCAGCUCCAUCGCCUACUGGCUGAAGGAGAAGGCCCGUGACGGUCUUAACGUUGUGGUGGUCGAGAAGGAUGACACGUAUGCCCAGUCCGCCACUCGUGUUUCUGUGGGCGGUCUUUGUCAGCAAUUCUCUCUGCCCGAAAACAUCCAAAUGUCACUCUUUGCCGCCGAAUUUUUGCGAAGCGCCAAGAAACACUUUGGUCAGGAAGUACCCCUCCAGUUCACGCCCCAUGGUCAUCUGAUGCUCGCUGGCGAGGAACACGCAGAAAGCCUGAUGCGUUCCUCUCAGCUUCAAAACGAACUGGGUGCCCGGAAUGAACUUCUCACUGCAGAUCGAUUGGCGGUUCGAUUUCCCUGGCUAAACACCACGGACAUCGCUUUAGGUUGCCAUGGCCUGGAAAAAGAGGGCUGGUUUAAUCCCUUGGCCCUUCUUAGCAAUUUUCGACGGUCAGCCAGCGGCUACGGCGCCCAUUUUGUCAGUGGCCAGGUUGUCGACUUUGAGUACAAAUCCCAAACGGACAUUUCUGUGGUCGGAGAUGCUGGUUCCCAAGAGGGUUUCUACACGGGUUUGGACAAAGCGGUCAUCCAACUGCCUGAUGGCACGCGGCGCACCUGCAAGUUCGCCCUGUGUGUAAUAAGCGCCGGUGCUAGUUCCGAACAAGUUGCGCGACUAGCAAGGAUAGGCGUAGGUACAGGAAUACUUCAGGUUCCGCUGCCCAUCACCGCACGCAAGCGGUACAUGUACGCCAUCAACUCGCAGGCUCAAAGUGCACCCGCUAUGACCAUGCCCAUGACAAUAGAUCCGUCGGGCAUCUUUAUCCGCAGAGAUGGCCUGGGCGGCAACUAUAUUUGCGUGCAUGACUCGAUAGAAGAGAAUCAUAACGAGGCGAUUGAUCCGCUAUAUUUCAACCGGCACAUCAAACCACAUUUGUCAAAUAGAAUUCCCGUUUUUGAAGAAGCUCAAGUGGUGGAUAGCUGGGCGGGCAUCUACGAUCAGAAUGUAUACGACGAGAACGGCAUUUUAGGAGCCCACCCGUACUACCACAAUCUGUACCUAGCCACCGGUUUUAGCGGACACGGAGCACAACAGUCUCUGGCCGUGGGCCGAGCCAUAUCCGAGCUGAUCAUGGAUGGGCAGUUCAGAACCAUCGACCUCUCCCGUCUAAGCUUCGACCGGCUGAUUAUUGACCAGCCCAUGUACGAGUUAAAUAAUGUCUUAAGCUAGAAUUGUUGAUUGUGCAUUAAAACUAAAUGCAGCUAAUUUAAUUAA